AUGUCCGAAAUCAUGCAAGAAGUACAAAAAAAGCUGACUUUCCCGAUCGAUUUUGCCAGUCAGCGUCGAGCGGACACCUUGGUUUUCCGGGUACUUCUUUUCGGUACCAUUACAGCAUGUUUUGUUGGGUUUUUAACACAAUCUGUGGUUAAUUUGGUGUGGUGUUUUGGAAUUAGUUACUUCCUGAGUCUAUUGGCAGUGCUACCUAGCUAUCCAUGGUACAACAAGCAACGCCCUACUUGGGUCAAGACAAAAAUCGGGUCAUGA
Lachancea mirantina is the source of this 267-nucleotide messenger RNA. Lineage: Eukaryota; Fungi; Ascomycota; Saccharomycetes; Saccharomycetales; Saccharomycetaceae. The record is from the annotation of a GenBank genome assembly.